ACUGAGCUCACUGUUUCCACUGAAUUGUGCCAUGGGGGAAGUGUAAAGUAAGUCCAGAGCCUGACUGUUGUGCAAACUAGGAGGAUGUGAUCAGAUACUUUGGUAUCUCCGUGGUAACCAGAAACUGACGCAACAACCCUUCUUCCUCUUCCUCCUCCUCCUCCUUCUCCUCCUCCUCCUCAUUUUUUUUAUCAUUCAAAAACAAGUGGAAAGUAGGAGCAGCGCGAGCGGCGCACAACUCCUUUCUUUUCUUCACGCGUGUCCUCCUUCCCUUCGUCUCCGGAGCUCUAGAAUCGACAAGCCAUGGACACAUUGCCACAGAUUCAUGUAAACGACGUCAGUAGCCUGGACUGCGAUAACUUAGAGGUUGCAACAGAUGACCAUCUAAGAAAUUUAAAGGCUUUGGCUGAGAGACUAAGACUACAGACCAGGAGACCCUCCUAUCAAGAGUGGAAGGACCAAGUAGAAGCUACCAAUACCAAAGUACCAUCGGAUCCAACAAAGUCUACUAUGUUAGAUCAUGGUGCAGAACAGGAACACACAGAUACGUCAAAAAAAAAAGACCACACGUUGGACUUAACACAAGAAAGCAGCAUAACUUCGACAAACCUGAAAGGGUUUGGGAAUAUUGAUGAGGCUCUCAGUUGGCUGCGGGAGGAACUGAAGGAGAUGCGUUUGCAGGACCAGCAGCUUGCCAGGCAGCUUAUGCGCCUGCGAGGAGAUAUCAACAAACUGAAGAUAGAGCAGACGUGCCACCUGCACAGACGAAUGCUCAACGAUGCCACGUUUGGCCUGGAGGAGCAUGACGAGCUCUCUGAUCUUCUAUGUGAUAGCCCUGUUACACCUGGGUUCGGUCUCUCCGCACCUCUCCGCCUGAUUGGCGUCACUAAGAUGAACAUAAACACAAGACGCUUCUCCCUCUGCUAGCCUCAAAGUAAACAGGGUUUAUAUGUAACCUCUACCAUGUCUUCAACGUAAAAAGACAAAAGGAUCGUAUAUAAUAGAAAAAUAUUAUAUUUUGUAACAAAAACUGAAUCUGUUAGCUGUAAUGAUGUGUUUAGUGAGGGAUUUGAUUUUACUGCGUUCAUCGCUUUAUAUAUUGUAUGAAGUAUAAUAUAUACAUAUCCAGAUUUGUACAUAUGACAGAGUAUAAAGAAUUUAUAAAGAAUGUUAUUUAGCUGCUCAGUACCUGAUACUUCAACACUGAAAACUUUGGUAUAAAACAGUGUUGCUUUUAUGGUGGUUUUCAAUGUUUUUAUCUACUACUGAAUUACUUUUUUUUUUUUUGUAAUUUAGCUGUUUCAAUGUGGAGGAGAUAAAAUUAUUAGUUGUUAAUCAUCUUGAUUAGUUUGUCCAUUUAUUCUACAGAUGUACUACACAUUGACUAUUGUGGGGUGUGCUUUUAUUAGACAAGAUUCUUUAUUGGAGUGCAUUUCCAGAGAUUUUAUAUUCCUCAUAACCACAGCUGACAGAAAUGACAUUUCUAAAUAUAUAAAUAAUAUAUAUAUUUUUUAAUGUAUUUAUAAAAGAUGUAGCAGGUUUUUCUUUUUUUUUUAUUUAACCUCAAAUAGGUGCAUUUUACGUUGUGGACCAAACUUGAGAGAUAUAUUUCUGCUUUUAGUUACAUUAUAAAACAGCUAUAAACAGUCAAUUCCUUUACAACACCCUUAUUUUCUUUAUUUUUAACUUGAUAAUGCACUUUGUAAUGUUACUGACUAACCAUAAAGCACAGGUCCUCUGUUCUGAAGACCACCUAAAUUCAUAGGUUUGCAAUGCACUGACACUUCAUACUCCUAGUCACUUUUAAAUGCAAAAAAAAAAAAAAAAGAAAAUCCUUAGAGGAUUGUGUUUUUUUUGUGUGUGUGUGUGUGUGUGUGUGUGUGUGUGUGUGUGUGUGUGUGUGUGUUGGGGGUUAUUUCUUUAAAAAGCAAUUAGAAUAAAUUAUCAAGACAACCUUUCAUGGCUGUUCAAUUCUAAUUCAUCAGGAGUGCUACACAACAGAAAGAGAAAGAAAAUCCCCCAUACUUACCCACAACUUUUUUAAGAUGCCUCAGGAUAAGAUAAUAAGGGGAACAAGAGAAGGCCAGGAGGGCCACGGCCCUGAAGAUCGCAUUUAAGAGGUUACAGUUUCAUGGCCGCUCACAAUGACUGGCUUCGAUCAAUGGAAUGGAAAACACACAAAAAGGAGUAAUGGAGGGAAACCCCAUGCUCCCAAGAGACAGUAUGAAACGACUAAGGCACAUUUAGUCACAUUUGUCACAAACAAUGGCACAUCAGUGAGAAUGAAUCUGAACACACACUAACAACAUUUAUAGUUAAUAUGCUACGACACGUGUUGCGUUUACUGCUUAAGCAUUGUACAAUGACUGUGUGACUUCCUGUUUAUCACUGCGCUUGCUCUUUAUGUUGUAGAGACUCUCACUGACUUACAAUGUAUGACCUACCUUUGUUAUUAAAGCCUGAGGCUUCCCUUC
This is a messenger RNA of Silurus meridionalis, 2474 nucleotides long. RefSeq names its product family with sequence similarity 167 member Ab (gene fam167ab). The record is from RefSeq and is a predicted model, not a curated record. NCBI's taxonomy places the organism in Eukaryota, Metazoa, Chordata, Actinopteri, Siluriformes, Siluridae. The transcript has 3 exons. The coding region runs from base 304 to 927 and encodes 207 amino acids.